GUCAAUUGUUACAACAAAGCCAUAAACUCACCCCACCCAUCUCUUCUGAUAUACAGCAAAUAAUAGUUUGCAACUGUCGGAUUCUCUCUCUCUCUCUCUCUCUCUCUCUCUCUCUCUCUCUCUCUCUCUCCACCACUCUUUUUCUAGGUUUUCUAUUAACACCCUUUUCAUCAAACACCACAACCAUAACCAGAAACACUUCUCCAGCUUUUCCUUUUUUAUAUCCAUGGAGGUUGACGAGAGAAGCAGAAAACUCGAUACUUUUGAUUCUGCAUGAAUCUUGAUCAUCUUCACCUUCCAAAGCAAGUCUCAGAAACAAUCUUUACUUCAAUUCAAGAAUGGCAUACCAACAUUAUCGAUCUCCAUUUGGCGACACCACUUUAACCAAAGUGUUUGUUGGUGGCCUUGCUUGGGAGACACAAACUGAUGAAAUGCGUAGAUAUUUCGAACAGUUUGGUGACAUUCUUGAAGCCGUUAUCAUCACCGAUAAAAUCACCGGAAAAUCUAAGGGUUAUGGCUUCGUGACUUAUCGGGAACCUGAAUCAGCAAAAAGAGCUUGUGAAGACCCGAACCCGAUGAUAGAUGGAAGAAGAGCAAACUGUAAUAUCGCAUCUCUUGGUCGUCCUCGAGCUUCUCCUCAAGGAAGGAAUCAAGGUGGGAAUAUUAAUAUCGCAUAUCAAGGAACAAAUACAAUGGGCCAAGGUGCAUCAUCAUCUUACAGUGGUGUAGCACCACCACGAGCUCCUCCUCCACCACCUCCACCACCUCCUUCCGUCAUGUAUCCACCAUAUGGAUACGCGACGUACGCACCUGAUUACUCUUACCAGCAAGCAAUGUACAAUCCAGCACUUCAACAGGCAUACUAUCAUCAAAUGUAUGGGCCCACAGGUACACCGUAUUAUUAUGGGUAUCCCACCACCCAAUCACCCACACCCAGAGGAACAUUUGCUGCUUCUGCCCCUGGUGCACUAACACUAACACCACAUCAGGCGCAACGUAUCCAUGGACCAUCUUAUCUUUACUAUCCUACGCCUUCCCAGAUGGACCCCUCAACAUUCCCUGGCUAUCUUACGCCACCACCUCCCCCUCUCCUACUACCCACGAGGCAUCCUUUUCCUUCUCCCUCCCCCACGGGUUCACAGACUCCACAAAAUACAACAACUGAAACAGAAGGAGGUGUGGUAACUUCAGAGAGUCCAAAUGCCUGAAACUGGUGAAAAACAUACACAUGGGGGGCAAAAAGCAAACAAAAUACGAUAUUGACAAAUUUUCAUCAAUGGUCCUUAAACUCUCUGUAUUCUUCAUUUUUUUCUGAAAGAAUCAUAAAUAAUUUCGUUUUGGUCACAAAGAUGGACCGGUGGAACGCAUCAUGCUGAUUAUUCUUUUUCCUCACAUUGAGAGUAAUUAUUCUUUUACUCACUUUAUUCUUUUUUUUUUCUUCCGUUAAUGGUUAAUAUUGUAUUUUCCCUCUAAAUAAUCAUUCUUUCUUGGUUUAUAUUGUUGGCAAAACUGACACCUUUUGUUUGAUCUUUUGUAUUUAUAUUAUCCAUCAAAAUGAUAUUUUCGUAAUGAUCCAAUGGAAC
Molecule: messenger RNA, 1583 nt
Organism: Lactuca saligna
Lineage: Eukaryota; Viridiplantae; Streptophyta; Magnoliopsida; Asterales; Asteraceae
Source: the annotation of a GenBank genome assembly